CUCCAUGUAAUUUAGCAACUUCCUUUUCACACCACUAAAUCAUAAUUUGCAAAUUGCCUCCUUAGUUCAUAAUAUCUAAAACAAACAUGAGUGUGUACAUAAGUUGUCUUCAAAAGUCAUUUCAAAAUCAAAUAGCAAUAACCGUGGGAAUGAGAAAAGAUGUUCAGGGUGUCUACUGGAUACCUCAUCUUUAAAAGCCAAUGAUUUGGACAGGCCGUAGUCACUCAACAAAGAAAGCCUAAGACAUGAUGCAUCACAUUCUUCUGCUCCUCUCUUUGGCUGGCUCAACAUAUGGUUGGCGGCCGGUGGAGGAGUGGGGCUCUGGAAAUGUAACAGGCACUGUGGGAGAGUUCGGGCAAUGUAUCUGCAAAGUAUUCCUUCCUGACACUACAUUCCCAGCAGACCGUGUGGAUAUUGUGCAGAUAACUUCUAAUAAGCUGACUGCUGAAGUGGAGGUCCAUAUUAACAAGGUGAUUUAUAUAAAAGCCGAGCUGGUUAUUCUUCUCUCGGAGCUCGGUAACUUGACCACUCGUGUGGAUAUAUUGGGAAGUGGGCCUGACAAGUACAUCAAACUUGAGUUUGACCUCCUGAGGGUCGAGCUGCGUGAGUUCGAAUCACUGGUCACACACCUGAAAACAUCCCUUAACUCCUCCUCACCAGUCUUUGACAGCCUUUACAAUGAGAUCCUCAACAUGAGCCUGACUGUAGACCAGCUGGAAAGCUAUGACAAGAGCAACUUAGAAGUGAUCCGCCUCGAGUUUAUCAAACUUCAGAAGAAGCUGGAGAAAUGCAGAGACGAACAAGAUAACUUCUCCAAUGCAGCAGUCGGUUCCUGCAAGCAUGGAGGUAUUCUGAAAAUCAGCAAGCCUGUAGUUAGCCAGCUGAAUGCAGAUCUGAGUGGAAGCUACUUAUAUGGAGGAUGGGGCAAAGACUCUAGCCCUGUGCCUGGUUCUGAAAAUAUAUACUGGUACUCUGCUUUCUCUAGUACACUGCUGAGUAGAAUUCAUGUUUAUUCAGACUACUACAAAUUGAUCAUGAGACAGCCAAUGAAAACUCACGAGCUUUAUACCAGCCGUGACUGGAGAGGUCUCGGUAAUAACUACAUUGUGCGUAGUAACACCCUGUAUUAUCAGUUCAAAGACCCUUUCAGCAUGGGGAAAUACAACAUGACCAGUCAGACUGCAACAUACAGGGUGGUGCCAAAGGCCAGUAACAGAUUCUCCUACCAAUAUUCCGGCAAUCAGAACUUAGACUUUGCAGCAGAUGAGAAUGGAUUGUGGGUGACGUAUGCUACAGAGGAAGCGAAGGGUAAACUGGUGCUGGGAAAAAUAGAUGAGGCAGCAUUUGCGCUGACAGAAGUUUGGGAAACCAGCAUUUUCAAACAAUCUGUCACGAAUGCCUUCAUGAUAUGCGGUGUUCUUUACGCUACACGAUCUAUAGAUGCCCAAACAGAAGAGAUCUUUUACACUUACAACACACGCACGAGACAGGAUAGCUAUGUUAGCAUUCAGUAUGAAAAGUUCCAGGAUUUCUAUGUCAACUUGGACUAUAACCCUAGAGAUCAGAAACUCUACAUGUUCAACAAUGGCUACUAUGUCUCAUAUAAUGUAAAGUUUAAGAGUGCCUAGACACCCUUUGACAGGCCAAAUAUACUGAACAGUCUGACGGUGUGAUCUUAAUUCCCUGAUUAAUUAUACAGACAAAUAUGGUUUUCUGUUUUGUGAAUGAAUAAAAAUGAAUUAAAGCAUUAAUCAGAGGUGUUUUCUUUGAUUACGUUGUUGUGUUUGGUUAUGCUAAACGGGUGUAUGUGUGAAUGGGUGUGUGAAUGAAUGCCGGCGACCCUGACCAAGAGAAGAUGAAUAAAUGAAUGAAUAAUUUAUAAAGAACAUACUGGCUAUUGCCUCAUAUAUUUCAAGGCAAAGAGAGAAUUCAAUCCAACAUUGCAAAAAGCCAAAACAUACAGAUGCUUCAGGGAAUAUAAGAUUGCAAAUAAGCAGACAAAUGUUUAUGUGUGUGAUAUUUAACUUGUGUGAGGUUUCACACAUAAUAUUACACACACACAUUUACCAAACAGUAAUAUUUCAUUAUAUUUUUAAAUGGUCACUAAAAUGAAAACAUUUCAGAAGGUCUAACAAUUUCUCUUGAAGUAAUGCUUUAAAUUUUGUGUAUGCCUCCUUGGAGAUAGAGUGGCUAUGGUUGAUUUGCUGUGUGUUAAACUGAGGCACUGAUGACAGAGUGGAUCAUGGAAAGUGAUGUAAUACCCUUACAAACUAGGUUCCAUUUUGUGUAACCCGAUCCCCCUGAGCCCCUCUGAGCCACCAUCACCUCUCCUCCUCUCCUGCUCUCCCCAGCUGCUCCCUGCAAAUACACUAAUUACCCAUACG
Messenger RNA from Ictalurus furcatus (blue catfish), 2384 nucleotides. RefSeq names its product olfactomedin 4, tandem duplicate 2 (gene olfm4.2). The transcript is spliced from 5 exons. The coding region runs from base 246 to 1628 and encodes 460 amino acids. Lineage: Eukaryota; Metazoa; Chordata; Actinopteri; Siluriformes; Ictaluridae. The record is from RefSeq and is a predicted model, not a curated record. Gene Ontology annotation, biological process: signal transduction.